AUGGCCGAUGGGACAAGUUUCUCCACUAGCUACCUCGACCCAUACAUAUCCACUCAGCCCAACACAUCAGCCUUCGUGGGCAAUCGUAGUCUCGUCAUACACUUCGCCAACCUUACACGGCUUACCUGUGCGAAUUUUACGAUACCCGGGAGCUCAUCUGUCUCUGGUGGACAGGCUGGCGGAAAUGGAGGAGCCGGCGCAAGCGUGACUGUAUCGACUGCAAUUGGAGCAGCUGGUGGAAACGUAGCUGCUGGGCCUAACGCUCCUACACAGGCUGGAGGUGGCUCUGCUGGCGGCAACUUCGCUGGAAAUGCAGUCACAGUCGCAGGACCUAUUGGAUCGAGCACAACGGACAAGCCUCCUGCCAUCGCGACCACACCGCCCCCUUCUUCGUCCUCGCCAGCCGGCAAUAGCGGUUCCGUCAAUAUAGCGCCGGCGAUGCCGCCGACAGUGACUCAGACCACAACAGCGUAG
This is a messenger RNA of Recurvomyces mirabilis, 474 nucleotides long. Its product is annotated as Cell surface superoxide dismutase [Cu-Zn] 4. Gene Ontology annotation, molecular function: metal ion binding. The transcript has 2 exons. Gene Ontology annotation, biological process: superoxide metabolic process. NCBI's taxonomy places the organism in Eukaryota, Fungi, Ascomycota, Dothideomycetes, Mycosphaerellales, Teratosphaeriaceae. The coding region runs from base 1 to 474 and encodes 157 amino acids. The record is from RefSeq and is a predicted model, not a curated record.